AUGCAAACGACUCGAAAUCUUGACAAGGAUAUAUGCUACAAGAUACGAUCAUUAUUGGAAAAAAAUAAUCAACUCGAAGAAAUCAACGAGGAAAAAAAUUUGAUGUGUUUUAAUACAAAAGAUAGCAAACUAGGGAAAGCGGCUGUAGAUAAUCUCAAGACUGCAUUUUGUAACUUAAAACCCGUAUGUAUGCCAAUUUUGGAAGUAUCCUCAGAAGAAUUUGAUGAAAUGGUUGAAACAAGUGCUAAAGAGUUGGAAGAUAACAGCAGCUAUUUCGAUCUAGUUCGUGCUUAUGGGCGUAAGAAGGGAAAUAUUUGA
Molecule: messenger RNA, 318 nt
Organism: Acaulospora morrowiae
Lineage: Eukaryota; Fungi; Glomeromycota; Glomeromycetes; Diversisporales; Acaulosporaceae
Source: the annotation of a GenBank genome assembly